Molecule: messenger RNA, 1419 nt
Organism: Lotus japonicus
Lineage: Eukaryota; Viridiplantae; Streptophyta; Magnoliopsida; Fabales; Fabaceae
Exons: 2
Coding region: 686-1315 (209 amino acids)
Source: RefSeq, a predicted model, not a curated record
GGGGCCCCCCCUAUGGGGCUCCGCGCGGCGAUCAUGCUGCAACCUCUCAGGCGGUUGAGGCUUCAGCUCCAGCUCCAGUUGAUUCUAUGCAGUCGCCCAUGGUAGAGUCUUCGGCUCCAGUUGAUCCUACUGAUCCAGUUCCAACUCCGCCGUCUCCCAUGGUUGAGUUAUCUCGCCAUGAGUCACCAGGCGAGGAGUCAUCAGGCGAGUCGUCAUCCGGCGAGGAGUCAUCCGACGAGGAGUCAUCCGACGAGGAUAGUAUUCCUCCUCCUGAUGUUGAUGCUGAUGUCGUGCCAGAGGCACAGGCUACCACACGACCGUGUACUGGAUAUGGAUGUUGCAGGAUCUUGGUCGAGUGUCCGAGUACGCGUGGGGCGCGAUUGCGCUCGCUACGUUGUACGACCAGCUUGAUCGAGCGUCCAGGAGGGGGACGGCCCAGAUGGGAGGUUUCAGCUCACUCCUGCUAGGAUGGGCCUACGAGUACCUUUCUGACCGCGUCAUUAUCCGGAGGGCGGAUCCAGACUACUCGCAGGACCAGCCUAGGGCGCGGCGGUGGGUUACGUCCCGGGUCGGGCAUGCAGGCCUCGAUGAGAGGCGAGUCAUGCUCGAUGAGCUGACGGUGGAUGACAUUAUAUGAACCCCAUUUGAGGACCAUCGGGCUCAUCGACCACGGGAUCAGAGGGCCAUGUAUUCUGGCUACAUCCGGACGCCAUUUGGCCUUGUUGUUCGACGACAUCUACCAGAGAGGGUUCUGCGCCAGUUUGGCUACAUACAGGAUGUCCCUCGACACCCCUCUGAGAUCCAGACGACUGGGUCCCUUGCUGAGACCGCAGAUGCUGCCUAUGCUGAUUUUGUGCCGCACAUGCGCCCUCAGGGGAUCCCUGCUACUUAUUCGGGAGAGGCUGUGGAUGAUUACAUGAGGUGGUAUAGCGGUGUGUCCCAUCGGUUCAUCAUCCCUGAUGAUAGGAGGGAGGAGUUCAGUGCUGUGACGGUUGUGCGUCGGGCCGUGGACUUGUUGGAGCAGUCACUGGAGGUGCCAGAUGCUCUUGCAGUUGGCACGCAUGCCCGAUCCCUCACUGAGAGGGCGCUGGAUCUUAUUAGAUCCAGCGCCUUCAUCGGUACCCAGGGAGUAGCCUUUGCUGCUGUCCGAGGAGCUGGAGCUGCAGGAGGCAGAGGUCGUGGAGGUAGAGCGCGUGGAGGCAGAGCUCGUGGAGGCAGAGCCUGUGGAGACGGUACACCUGCAGAGGGCGCUCGUGGAGGCAGAGCCCGUGGACCUAGAGGUCGUAGGGGGGGCGGUAGGGGUCGGGGCGAGUGAUUGACUGUAUAUUUGUAUAUUUUUUGUGUACUUUUAUAUUAUGACAUGUGACGCUUUGUAUGGAUUCUCUUUAUAUUAACCAUGCUUUCUAUUUCCACUUAUUA